UUAUAAAAGAGCCGGGUUUUGAAUUUAUUUGCUUUUUGGUGGAGUCACGUAUUCCCGGUUCCCGGAGCCCUGGGAGCCCUUGGAGCAUCCCCAGCCCGGCGGGUGCAGCUCCGGUGACUCACAGGGGGAACACAGAGCCCAGGACGGACUCUGAGCCUGGAAAACGCUCCCUGGGAAGAGUCCGUAAGGAUGAAUGGCUCCGAGCUCGCCAGCACCACGGCAUCCAGUCCCAAAUCCAAGGAGGAGCCGGGGGUGAACGGGCACGAUGAGAAGGAGAACAACCCCUUCGCUGAGUACAUGUGGAUGGAGAACGAGGAGGACUUCAACAGGCAGGUGGAGGAGGAGCUGCAGGAGCAGGAAUUCCUGGACCGCUGCUUCCAGGAGAUGCUGGAGGAGGAGGACCAGGACUGGUUCAUCCCGUCCCGGGACCUGCCCCAGGGCGUGGGGCAGCUGCAGCAGCAGCUCCACGGGCUCUCGGUGGGGGACGGCCACGGCUCCGAGGACAUUCUGAGCAAAAGCAACUUGAAUCCAGAUGCCAAGGAGUUUGUGCCGGGAGUGAAGUACUGACAGGCCAGGCCUGGAGAGAGACUGAAUCCCUGCUCCAGGGAGUGCCAGGGGAUAGAGGGGGGACAGCCCGGCUGGACUCGGCGCCGGGAUCUGCUCCAGCUUCAAGUACCUGUUUUUUUCCUCCUUUAUUUUUUUUUUUAACACUUUGUAUCGUCCCAUCACCUUUUUUUGGCGGUUUUUUGCUUCCUGGGACGUGUGGCCCUUUGGGCCUGUCCUGGAUUCCAGCCUCCCCCUGCUCCAGAGGCCCAUCCCUGCGUGUGCUUCAGCCCUGCUAGUGGGAAAACCCUGGGAAAACCCUGGGAAAACCCUGGGAAAAUCCCGGGAAAUGGGGUGUGCUCGUUCCAGUAGGAUUUUUAGGGAUCCCCUGCCAGCAGCCAGCCCGGGCUGGGAGCUGCACCCACCUUCCCCCAUCCCCUUAAAGCAGAUUCCUUCACCCCAGGUGAAGUGCACCAGGCUGGGAUCCCGAAAUCCCUCCGGGAGGAGCUGCCCUGGCUCCACGAGGGAAGCUGAGCCCUCAUUCCCACAUUCCCAUGCUGGCAGGAGGCUCCUUCCUGCUCCAGCAGUUCUGGGGGUGCUCGGGGGGGCCCAGACCCCCCUGGGCAUCAACCCCUGGGAAGGGCAGCUCCUCCCAAACUCCCCCUCAGGGAAUUCCCUCCCCAGCUCUUGAGCUCAUCCAGCACUGCAGCCCGUGGCUCUGAAGCCUCAUCCUAAUUCCUCUGGGAUAGAAAUCCAUUCUUGGCACAGGGGGAGGGGUUGUGGAGCAGCUUCCCUGGGGGAGGAGUGGGAUCCUCCUUUGGGAUGAGCCCCGAGGAGCCCCCAGGAGGGAUGUUUUUGGGAGGGGAUGGGCAGAGCCUGGUGCUGGUCCCUUUUCCAAGGCUCUGGUGCUGCCUCAGGGCAGAGCCCCUGGAGCAGCUGCUGGAGCAGGAUCCGUGUCUCCCUCAGCUGAGCUCCUGGGAACCCUCUUCCCCACCCAUGGGGGCUGCAGCUCCCAAACCACGGCCCUGGGCACUUCCAGGGGUCCUAAAUCAUGGGCUUCACGGGAUCCUUCAGAGAGCUGGGGCUGGAAAUCCCCUUCCAGGGCGAGUGGGAGCUCCUGGGGGGCAGAAAUCCCUGUCCAGAGAAAGCAGGAGCUCCUUGGGGUAGGAAGUCCCUAUCCAGGAAAAGUGGGAGCUUCCCAGGUCAGAAAUCCCUGAGAAAGCAGGAAGUUCCCAGAAAUCCCUAUCCAUGAAAAGUGGGAGCUCUUUGGGGUCAGCAGUCCCUGCCCAGGGAACACAGGAGCAUCCCAGGGCAAGAAAUACUCAUCCAGAAAAAUCAGGAACUUCCUGGGGUUGGAAAUCCAUGAGAAAACAGGAGCUUCUCCAGGUCAGAGAUCCACAUCCAGGGAAAGUCAGAGCUUCCCAGCUCAGAAAUCCAUGAGAAAGCAGGAGCUGCUCGGGGCCAGAGAUCCUUGUGCAGAGAAACCAGGAACCUCCUGGGGUUGGAAAUCCACGUCUGGGGAAAGCAGGAGCCUCCCAGGGGCAGAAAUCCCCAUCCAGGGGAAGUUGGGAGCUCUUUGAGGCCAGAAAUCCCUAUCCAUGGAAAACGGGAGCUUCUUGGGGUCAGAGGUCCCUGUCCAGAGAAACCAGGAGCUUUCUGGGCUUGGGAAUUCCUAUCCAUAGAAAGUGGGAGCUCCUGGGGGUCAGAAAUCCCCCCAUUCAGAGAAAAAGGGAGCUCGUCAGGGUUGUAAAUCCAUGGAAAUCAGGAGCUCCCGAUCCAGGACAAUGAGCACAGUUCCCGUUAUAAAUCCAUGGAAAGCAGGAGCUCCCGAUCCAGGACAAUGAGCACAGUUCCCGCUGGAUGAGCCGCUGCUCAUCCGUGUAAAUCCCGCUCCCGGGCGCGGUUCCUCCCCCAUCCCCGGCCCUAAAGGAGCCGCUAAUGGAUGGGGACGGGGAUCCUGAUGGCCAUUAACUCGUGGGGCCGUCGGACCGUGAAUUCCCAGCUCCCGGGGCGCUCCGGGGCCUCCCAGCUGUCCCAGCUCCGGCUGCGGGGCUCCAUCCCGGCGCUCAACCCCGGCGGAGCCACGGUCCCAUCCAAAUAUCCCAGGCUGGGGCGAGUUCCCCCCGUUCCCGGUGCCUCCAGCGGCCGGAGGCUCCCCCCGGCCGGGCAGGAUGGGAUCCGGGGCGCCGGGAUGGGCAGCGGGAACUGGGAUGGGCAGCGGGAACUGGGAUGGGCAGCGGGAACUGGGAUGGGCAGCGGGACACCGAGCGAACCCCUGGAGCGAUCCCACACUCCCCCCUUCCCUUUUCCCGGUUUCCCUUUGAUUUCCUACUCCUUCCUACCCCCCUCCACGUGCUGUAAAUUUCGGACAAGGCGUUAUCAAAAAUAAACUUUUUUUGGAAGGGA
Pseudopipra pipra is the source of this 2949-nucleotide messenger RNA. It is a transcript of the gene PAIP2B, whose product is annotated as poly(A) binding protein interacting protein 2B. Lineage: Eukaryota; Metazoa; Chordata; Aves; Passeriformes; Pipridae. The transcript is spliced from 4 exons. Gene Ontology annotation, biological process: negative regulation of translational initiation. Gene Ontology annotation, molecular function: mRNA regulatory element binding translation repressor activity. The record is from RefSeq and is a predicted model, not a curated record. Bases 190 to 567 code for a protein of 125 amino acids. Gene Ontology annotation, cellular component: cytoplasm.